UGAGGGAAUGUGAUGCAGACUCCGUGUCAGCACUGUGGGCCAGGCUUCCUAUUCAUACCGAAGCUGUCAAACCAGUCCCCUGUGCCCCAAUAUACCGCGCUUCCUCCCCUCGCCCCCCCACCUUCCAAACACGGCGACCGGGGAUAGCUAGCCCGAACGCUGCCAUUGCUCUGCAAUGCGAGUCUCCGCCAGCAGGAAGGAGCGUGCACUGCUCGAGGCCGGCUUUAUCUAGCUGCCGUUGCGGGAUGGGGUGCGCGGAUCUCCCGGGGCUCUGCUCGCCGUGUGUCCUUUGAGCCGUCCGUGCACGGUGUAGGCCCGUGUGUCGCCCGGAGAGGACGGGGGAGAGAGAGCGCUUCCCAUUGAUCGAGCGAGGUUAAAGACAAGAUGAGGGGAACUUUAUGGCAGUGACUUUGGCAGACACUUAUUGCACCUAAAGAGCAGAAAAUCAUCAGGUUUCCCCAAAUGACUUUCCUGGCAGUCAUUUAAAAACCUGCAAGUGGAGUUCCUUGGGAGACUGAUUCUGACUGCUUUGGAGGUGCAGAGAUUUCUUCAAGAUGCUGAUUAAGGAAUAUCGCAUCCCACUUCCCAUGACAGUAGAGGAAUACCGGAUUGCACAGCUUUACAUGAUCCAGAAAAAGAGCAGAGAAGAGACAUGCGGGGAAGGCAGUGGAGUGGAAAUCCUGGAGAAUAGACCAUACACAGAUGGCCCCGGUGGCACUGGUCAGUACACACACAAGGUUUAUCACAUUGGCAUGCACAUUCCCAGCUGGUUCCGAUCCAUUCUGCCUAAAGCUGCACUACGUGUGGAAGAAGAAUCAUGGAAUGCUUAUCCCUAUACAAGAACCAGGUACACCUGUCCGUUUGUGGAAAAAUUCUCAAUAGAUAUUGAAACCUUCUACAAAUCUGAAUCUGGAGAGCUUGCCAAUGUCUUUAACCUUUCUCCUGCUGAGAAACGUCAGACAGUAUUGGAUCCAAUUGAUAUUGUGAACGAUCCAAUCCCCCCUCAUGAAUAUAAGCCAGAGGAGGACCCCAAAAUAUACAACUCUGUGAAGACCAAAAGAGGCCCCUUGUCUGAUGACUGGAUAGAGGAACAUAGGAAUAACCUUGGGGGAUACCCCAUCAUGUGUGCAUAUAAGCUGUGUAAAGUGGAGUUCCGAUAUUGGGGCAUGCAGUCGAAAAUUGAACGAUUCAUUCAUGAUGUGGGUCUUCGGAAAGUUAUGGUCAGAGCACAUCGGCAGGCAUGGUGUUGGCAAGAUGAAUGGUAUGGCUUAUCCAUAGAAGACAUUAGACAACUGGAGAAGGAAACACAACUGAUGCUGGCACAGAAAAUGGCACAGUUCAGCUUAAGUGAAAAUGAAGCAGAGCAGCAUGGCUCCAAAGAAUCUCCUGGAGAGAAGGAUACAGAGACCAGGGUUAUCACCUCUAUUGAAACAGUAGAUGAGCCAAGUGGCAUUUCAGAGUCACGGACAGGAAGAGGCUUGACCAAGCAGUGGUCUACAUCUUCCAGAUCAUCUAGGUCUUCAAUGAGAGGAGCCAGUCCUUCUCGACACAGUAUGUCAGAGUGGAGAAUGCAGAGCAUCGCCAGGGAUUCAGAUGAGAGCUCAGAUGAUGAGUUUUUCGAUGCUCAUGGUAAUUACUCCAAUAUCCUUGUUUACCCAACACUUUCAGAUGACUCCUAUCACGAAACAGCAGAAUAUACUGCCAGUUCCGGUGUGGAGGGAUUAAGCAUAAUGGAGGAUGAAUCGGCACAAACCUCCUUGCAGCCAUGUAAAGUCCAUGUACUAAUCCUGGUGCUUCAUGGUGGUAAUAUCCUGGAUACAGGCAGCGGAGACCAGACUUCCAAGCAGGGUGACGUCAAUACCAUCAAAUCUGUGUUUGACACCGUAAUGAGGGUGCAUUACCCAGCGGCAUUAGGACACAUUACAGUCAGGCUCGUUCCCUGCCCAGCCAUCUGCUCAGAAGCAUUCUCAUUGGUAUCCAACUUGAGCCCAUACAGUUAUGAUGAAGGUUGUUUAUCUAAUAGUCAGGACCACAUCCCUCUAGCCGCUCUCCCUCUGUUGGCUACAUCAUCUCCUCAGUACCUUGAAGCUGUGGCAACAGUCAUUCAUCGUGCCAACCAGGUGUAUGUGGACUUCACAAAGUCACAAGAAGGCAUGUCCUUUACCGGGCAGGUGUGUUUAGUUGGCGACUGUGUUGGAGGAAUUUUGGGAUUUGAUGCCUUAUGUUACAGCAAUCAGACUGUGUCUGAAAGUCAGAAUAGCAGCCGCAGAGGAAGCAUUGUGAGUGUUCAGGAUACAGAUCUCUUAUCUCCAGGUAUCAGUGUUAACAACAGUUAUUGCUCUAGCAGUUCAAAUCUAGAGACUAGUCGACACUUAAGCCGCAGCAACAUAGACAUACCUCGGAGCAAUGGUGAAGACCCAAAGAAACAGCUUCCUCGUAAGAGAAGUGACUCCUCAACCUAUGAGCUGGACACAAUAAAGCAGCACCAAGCUUUUCUCUCUAGUUUACAUGCAAGUGUCCUCAGAAAUGAUCCUGGGUCUCGAAGGUCAAGCAGCUCUACAAUGCUGGAUGGAGGCAGCAUUGGAAAGUUUGACUUUGAGAUUACAGACUUCUUCAUGUUUGGCUCUCCUCUUGGACUAGUGUUGGCUCUGAGGAAAACAGUGAUUCCAGCCCUUGACAUUUACCAGCUCCGACCUGGUUGCCAGCAGGUUUACAACCUCUUCCACCCAGCUGAUCCUUCUGCCUCACGUGUAGAGCCACUUCUAGAAAAGAAGUUCCAUCUGCUGCCUCCCUUUAAUAUCCCUCGAUACCAGAGAUUCCCUUUGGGAGAUGGCAACUCCGCCCUCUUGGUCGAGGCUAUACAGAACAACCCCUUCCUUCUAAUGGAAGGCAGCCCAGCAGUUGCUCUCCAGCGUCAAGAUGGCAUCAUGGAAACCAGUAUCCCUGUUCCCGUCCUAAGCUACCAAGACACUUCCAGUAAAGCUACCACUUGUGCUGAAUCGGAUGUUGUUCAGUUUCAUGGUACAGUCUUCGUGGAAAAUGCCUCCCCUUCCUCCCCCAUAACAGCUCCCCACUUCAGGGGGUACAGAAGAGCAAGUGAAAUCAGCAUUGCAAGUCAGGUCUCUGGAAUGGCUGACAGUUACACGGCUUCAAACAUAGCCAACAUUGCAGCAAAGUGGUGGGGUACAAAAAGAAUCGACUAUGCCCUUUAUUGUCCAGAUGCCCUUACUGCUUUCCCCACAGUUGCCCUUCCUCACCUUUUUCAUGCCAGUUACUGGGAAUCUACAGAUGUUGUUUCAUUCCUCUUAAGACAGGUCAUGAGGCAUGAAACUGCUAGUGUUUUGGAGCUGGUUGGAAAAGAAGUCUCUGUAUUUAGCCCAUCAAAGCCAAGAGAGAAAUGGCUGAGAAAGCGAACACACGUAAAGCUACGGAAUGUUGCUGCCAACCACAGAAUAAAUGACGCUGUAGCCAAUGAAGAUGGACCCCAGACACUCAAUGGACGGUUCAUGUAUGGUCCUCUUGAUAUGGUAACCCUCACUGGUGAAAAGGUGGAUAUUCAUAUAAUGACGCAGCCUCCAUCUGGAGAAUGGGUUUACUUUGAUACCGAAAAUACCAACAGCAGUGGCAGAAUUUCAUAUGUCAUCCCUGAACAUAGGAGACUUGGUGUCGGUGUAUAUCCAUUAAAAAUGGUCGUCAGGGGAGACCAUACGUCUGCUGACAGCUACCUCCAUGUUUUACCUAAAACAACAGAAUUUGUAGUAUUCAGCAUUGACGGAUCUUUUGCCGCUAGCGUUUCCAUCAUGGGCAGUGACCCGAAAGUUAGAGCAGGGGCAGUGGAUGUAGUGAGGCACUGGCAGGAUCUUGGCUACCUCAUUAUCUAUGUCACAGGCAGACCCGACAUGCAGAAACAAAGAGUGGUGGCAUGGCUUGCACAGCACAACUUUCCACAUGGCAUAGUCUCAUUUUGUGACGGAUUGGUUCAUGAUCCCCUGCGGCACAAAGCAAACUUUCUGAAAAGCUUGAUUCAAGAUGUACAUAUGAAAAUCCAUGCAGCUUAUGGCUCCACAAAGGAUAUCUCAGUGUACAGCGCUAUAGGUCUGUCACCAAUGCAAAUCUUUAUUGUAGGUCGACCAACCAAGAAGCUGCAACACCAGUGUCAGUUCAUCACCGAAGGCUAUGCUUCUCACCUCGCACAACUGGAAUACAGCCACCGAUCUCGGCCUGCCAAGAACGCCAACAGAAUAGCAUUGCGGAAAGGAAGCUUUUGUCUUCCGGGUCAGUCAGAUUUCCUAAGGAAGAGGAAUCAUUUACUUCGCACCAUCUCAUCACAGCCCACAGCUAGCAGUAACCACAGACCAGAGCGAACGCAAAGUCAGUCAGAGAGUGACCGCGACCGGGAAAAGGAACGUAGCCAAAGAAGUAUGAGCAUUGCAGCAGGAUGCUGGGGGAGGAGUGCGCCACCCACCAAGCUGGAUUCUGGCGUUUUAAGUCAGAAGUGAGCUCCCAUGCAUCGUGAACUAAUUCUUGUGCUUGGCUCUUGCCACUUUAAAGGGAGGGGAGCAAAAAAAAGGGACAGAGG
This is a messenger RNA of Nanorana parkeri, 4579 nucleotides long. RefSeq names its product phosphatidylinositol transfer protein membrane associated 2 (gene PITPNM2). The record is from RefSeq and is a predicted model, not a curated record. The coding region runs from base 555 to 4499 and encodes 1314 amino acids. Gene Ontology annotation, cellular component: cytoplasm. Lineage: Eukaryota; Metazoa; Chordata; Amphibia; Anura; Dicroglossidae. Gene Ontology annotation, biological process: phospholipid transport. The transcript is spliced from 25 exons. Gene Ontology annotation, molecular function: phosphatidylinositol transfer activity; phosphatidylinositol binding; metal ion binding.